Messenger RNA from Anopheles arabiensis, 888 nucleotides. RefSeq names its product coiled-coil domain-containing protein 134-like. Lineage: Eukaryota; Metazoa; Arthropoda; Insecta; Diptera; Culicidae. The coding region runs from base 102 to 818 and encodes 238 amino acids. The record is from RefSeq and is a predicted model, not a curated record. The transcript has 3 exons.
UGCAGCAGCAGCAAAGAAAAAAAAACUCCUGAAUUAUCGUAUCACCACCAUCGUUAGGGUUUAAAAAGUGAAGCCAAACAUCGUCCAAUUACUUUCACAGAAUGUCUCGGAAAACGUACUCCUCGGUGGAUUGUUUAUUCAUACUCUUCCUAACCUCAACCUUUGCCGAGUUUUCCGGGCUGGAGAAAAACAUUUUUCCACAACCUGUGCACGCGAAAGACGUUGAGAAAGUACCGGAGCUCGAUCUGGGUAAAAUAAUCAACGAGAAAGUUUACGCGAACAUAUUCGUACGGAAGCGGGAGGAACAUAAGCUACUGGUGAACCAUCUACAAUCGAUCGAAGAUUACAGCAAACGCUACAAACUCAUGAAGCUAGGGAUCGAUGAAAUCCUACGGAUAAUCCGCGAGGAAGGAGGCAAACUGAGGGGCAACCAAAUUACGGCCGAAUCGGAAUUUCCCAAACUUCAGGAACUGAUCAAUGCGCUGGCACAGUUUCUCGAAAACACCUGCCUGUUCGGCGAGAUGGUAUUACACUUCCCGGACAUGUCCUAUCGCAUACUGAAGGGCGUUUCCGACUGGCGCACCCUCAUGACGGAUGCGCUGAACUACACGAAAACGUUCGUGAAAAUAUUGGACGAGAAAUCCAUCGAACUGCUUGGGCUGCUCAAUCAAGAAAUUAACGAGGACCAGCGAACACCGGAAUACGUGAACCCGUACCGAGAGGGAGCACAACAGACGGAAUCUGCCAAGCCGAAGAAAAAAAGCAAAACGAAACCGAAAAAAGGACCCACACUGUCACCCGCCAAGACAGAACUGUAAAGCACACACUGCCAGCUCCGGUUGUAGAAAAUGAUUUCGUUUACUUAAAUAUACGCUUAUGAGGAAUUUA